CUCUCUCCUGUGACCUUAUCAAUUCUCCAGAAGUCGUUCUGGCCUCCAAUUUUCAAGAUGCUAAAUUGAAUUUACCAGAAGAUUAUAAUAUUCCUUACAUGGUCUACCUGCAGUCCAGCCCUGAGCCCUGUGUGGGGUCUCUCAUUCACCCUGAAUGGGUGCUGACAGCAGCUCACUGCCCCUCACCCAAUAAAAUCCGACUAGGAGUCUACCAACCCAGCAUCCCGACUAAGAAAGAGCAGAGACGGGACCGCUUGGUGACUAUGCACCACCCUGACUUCCAUGCGCAAUCUCUGAACCACGACCUGAUGCUGAUCAAACUGUCCAAGGCCGCCGCCAUCAACAGCCGUGUGGGGACCAUAGCAAUAGCCUUUGAGCCCAUGUCUUUCAAUGAGUCCUGCUUCAUCCCCACCUGGACCUGGAACGACUACAAAAACCUCAGUGACCCUGAUGUCCUGACAUGGAUCCACCAGCACUCUCUGCCCUUCAGGAAGUGCCAGGAGACACUCCUCCAGAGAAACAAGGGGAAAUUCAUGUGCGUGGGACAGCCUCUGAAGGUCUCCUCAAAGGUCAAGGAAGUUUCAGCUGCUCCGGCCAUCUGCAGUGGGCGACUGCAUGGAAUCUUGUCCUGGGCCAAGGGCAGCGUCACCCUGGGAAGUGAAGCUUUCUUCACGGAAGUUCAUCACUAUGCAAGAUGGAUCAUGAAUAUCAUUAAUACCCACUGA
Messenger RNA from Trichechus manatus latirostris (Florida manatee), 725 nucleotides. Its product is annotated as serine protease 58-like. Gene Ontology annotation, biological process: proteolysis. Gene Ontology annotation, molecular function: serine-type endopeptidase activity. The coding region runs from base 99 to 725 and encodes 208 amino acids. NCBI's taxonomy places the organism in Eukaryota, Metazoa, Chordata, Mammalia, Sirenia, Trichechidae. Gene Ontology annotation, cellular component: secretory granule. The record is from RefSeq and is a predicted model, not a curated record. The transcript is spliced from 4 exons.